AUGUCUCGUCAACCAUCUAGAGCACCUCAAGGGAGUUCCCAAUCCAGUAAGAAUCCUACCAUGUCAUAUGCACCUGGCCGUAACCCAAGCACAAUUUAUGAAGAAGAGGAAACCACAAGUAACAACGGAGCAACCUCAUCUUGCGCGCCAACAUCUUCUCGUGCACCAACAUCUUCUCUUGCACCAACGUCGUCUCGCGCACCAACGCAAUACGCGGCACCUCGAGCGCCCACUCAAUAUACGUCUUCUCGAGCACCUACUCAGAAUACCGCUUCUCGAGCUCCAACUCAAUACACAGCCCCACGCGCACCAACUCAAUACGCCCAACCUCAUCAAUCUGUCGCCCCAGCACAAUCUAGCAGAGCCGCGGCAAGCCAGUAUUCUCGCCAACCAUCGCAAAUGGGCAAUCCUGCAACAACCAGUUAUUCCCAAAGCACCUCACAAGGUGCCAAAUACACCACACUCAACCGUGAUGAUGCGCGACAGAGCAAAGCCGGGCCACCACCUGCCAAAUCCCAAGCCUAUAGAUCAACGAUGGCUAGACCAGCAGCAUCAACCAGAGCCAAGAGCAUUCUCGCAACACCAGAAGACUUCAAAAUGGCCCAGACCCAACUCCACAGAGACGAGCUUGAAGGCGUUGAAGCGGAAGAACAAGAUGAGUGGGCUCGAAAAAUGAUCGCGACAAUUCCAAAUGCUUGUCCGGACAAGAUGGCGUUCGAGCGUCAUGACACUCUUCCGCUCUAUAUGUGUGCGAAAGGAGGUCAUGCCGUGACUGAUGAAUUGCUCGCUGAGGGUCUAGGAGGCCUUAUGGCAGCUCCCAAGGGUCGGGCGCCACCCGGUGGAUUUCCGUUUGAGGAGUUUGAAGGCCCGUUCUAUCUCGAUGAGGAGAGCGAGUUCUAUGUUACUGAUUGUAAGAAAUGGUGGGCGAGGAAAAACAAGGAAAGAGAGAACAAGUGA
Molecule: messenger RNA, 957 nt
Organism: Glarea lozoyensis ATCC 20868
Lineage: Eukaryota; Fungi; Ascomycota; Leotiomycetes; Helotiales; Helotiaceae
Exons: 1
Coding region: 1-957 (318 amino acids)
Source: RefSeq, a predicted model, not a curated record